This is a messenger RNA of Sclerotinia borealis F-4128, 252 nucleotides long. The record is from the annotation of a GenBank genome assembly. NCBI's taxonomy places the organism in Eukaryota, Fungi, Ascomycota, Leotiomycetes, Helotiales, Sclerotiniaceae.
AUGAGACGCUUGGACAGAGAUUGUGGAAGUUGCUUGCAAAAGCAGGGACUUCGCGCCUUCAAGAGAUCUUUGAAUCGAAAAGCGAGAGCAAAGAGACUCAGUCAGGCAGCGGAAAUCAGGAGAAGUGUAAUUGAAGCUGAAGAGCUCGCUCGGGAAGAAGAGAAGAGAAAGAGAAGGAACAGCACAGGUGGAAUUGAAAAAAGAGGGGAGAGUGGGAAGAUUGGAGGGGCGCGCGGGUGUGUGAUCAUGUGA